Molecule: messenger RNA, 1709 nt
Organism: Athalia rosae (coleseed sawfly)
Lineage: Eukaryota; Metazoa; Arthropoda; Insecta; Hymenoptera; Athaliidae
Exons: 5
Coding region: 292-1485 (397 amino acids)
Cellular component (GO): cytoplasmic microtubule
Source: RefSeq, a predicted model, not a curated record
UGUAGUCUGUGGUCUAACAACUGUCAAAGAGGCCAUGAUUCAAUUUGUAAACAAAAUUGUUUAUUUGGUGACGAGAAUGUGCGCAAAAUUAAAGUGUUACAUUUGAAACUAGAUAUUUUAAGGAUAAAUUAUCGGCUAUCGCCAGGUUGUUAUAUGUAUUACAACAAGCCUGUAGCAAGAAAAUUAUCCUUUGUCGCUAAAAUUAAUUACUAACAGAUCUACAACACUACAGUUAAGUGUUGCUAUUUUCAGUUGUAUUAAAAGAAUUGUUAUACACACUGUUCACCGAACAUGGCGACAUUAAAGGGCGUUUUUCCUGAGCCCAAAGUAAACAGAAGAAAGAAUUUCAUCCAUGAAAAUGUUAAAAACCUUAGACGUAUGGAACACUACUUUCACAGUCAUAAAGAGGUUGAAGAAUUUCAAAAGUUGCACAUACAAAGGCACCAAAAAGCUCCUGAUAAAUAUCAAAAUGUUACAUCUAGAGUGAAUUCAAGUCUUCGUGAAACUAAAAAUGAUCAAGAUUUCACAAGUAAAUCACGGACAAUUCAUUACAAGACAGAUAGUGGCAAGAUGGGUAAACCAAAGGCGCUACCAAAUUUCCAAAAUAGCGUCCCUGUGCUGCAAAAUAAGACUACAAAAGGGUACCAGAAGGGUCUACAAUCAUUCUCUAAUAAUGAUCGAAAAAGCAUUAGACUGAAAAAAGGCUCUCGAGAUGCAGCUGCAAAUAAAAAAAUUCCAAACCAAGAUAUGAAGGCACCAUCCGACUCGAAUCUGUGCUGUGAACAUUCCCACUCUAAUAACCCUCAGGCUCAGUACAGGAGUCAAGGAAUUCAAACUGUAGAUGAUAAACACAUUAGCAACUUAUAUGCCGAAGGCACAAUCAGGUAUCCUACCAGAAGGAGUCCAAGGAUUGAAGCAUCACCCGAAAAAACAAAAGAAUUGGGUCAACAGACCGACGUGACGCCAAGAGAAGGGGCUAUUUCUCCCUCAGAUCGAGGGGACGUUAGUCCAGCAAGGUCUUCACCCUCUCCCAAGUUACCCGAUAUUCAAUUCGGUACAUCCCCAGAUGAAGGGACGGAUUUUAUUAAAUUGAAUAAACAGCGCACAUCAAUUGCCGCAAAAAUGGCUACACAGCUUAACAACGGAGUACCACCCACCAAUUAUCGAAAGGGUGUUGUCCCCAAAUAUCUCCGAGAACGAAAAGAGGCACAACUCCAGAAGGAACAAAAGGCAAAAGAAGAGGCACCCGAUCCUGACUGUCCAGAGGGACACGUUCCGCUGCCCGACAGUGAACGCAAGGAAACCCUUCGUAUGUUGAAAAAAAAUUAUCAAGAAUUCAUAAAUGAAUUAAAUAUGAUGCCGAUAAAAACUGACACACUCAGGUCUCAGAGACGAAAAAUGGAAAUAGAAAAACAGUUGAAUAAAAUUGAAGAGGGAAUAAAGGUAUUCUCGAGACCGAAAGUGUACGUAAAAAUCAACGCUUGAGGUUUCUAUCUGAUCAUGUGAUCAUCAUGCGUAUCUCCGUGAAAGUUUGAUACACGUUGUCACUGUAUUGCACGAUUUGUGAAUGUGGAGUUGAAUCUUGUCUAAAUAUUGCUGGCAAAGUGCAAUACUCGAGGUACCCCUUCGAGUUAGAUCAUUUUGAUGAAACAUUCAAAUAAUUUGUAAAUACCCAAAUUAGUGCCUGAUAAAUUGAACAAUUUGUUUUA